AUGCUGUUGGUUGUUGCUCGUGCGAUAAAGCCAAUUCCCCAAUUUAAAUUACAUCAUCCCUUAUCAAUAAUCACAUCGAGAAGAUUUCAAUCAACCAAAUCAGAUGAAGUUGCAGAUAAAGUAUCAUCACUGAUUCCUAAUAAAAAUUCAAUAUUUGUCAUUUCAAUCCCAAUAACUACUUCAAAGUCAUAUAUUUAUUGCAACCAUAGACCUUCUACUUUAUCACCUAAACAAUUGGCUAAUAUUCCAUUUAUUUAUAAGCUUGAAGGUAAAUUUGUCAAACUUGCAUCUAAAGGAUGGUCAAAAUUAUCCAAUUCUAAACAAAAAGUCAAUCAGAAAAUUGUUGAUUUGGUUAAACGAUUAUUGGCUACUAUUCCAUAUGAAGAAAAUUGUCUAAGAUCAUUUCCAAGUAAAGCUACAAUGAUUAGAGAAAUUAAUGAAGAAUCAUUACAUUUAGUAACUGAUGAAAAAGAUCAUAAAGUUGUACCUGGUCAAUAUGAUGAUUUGAAAAUUGAUACUAAUCAAUUGAAACCAAUUCCAUUAUAUCAUCCACAAUUUCAAAAACCUUCAACUAUUUUAACUCAAUUGUAUUCAUUUGAAGAAGAAACUAAGAAAAGACAUACACGACAAGCUAUUUUAUGUGCUAUUGGUAUACCAAUAACUUUACCAUUUGCAAUUCUACCUGUUGUUCCAAAUGUUCCAGGUUUUUAUUUAGCUUACAGAUUGUAUUGUAAUAUUAAAGCAUUACUUGGAAUUCAACAUUUGGAUUAUUUAUUGGAGAAUAAACAACAUACAGAACAUGAAGUUGCCGAUGAAACAACUGUUAAUGAUACAUCUCAUAUUACAUUCAAAUCAGUCGAUGGACUUGAUCUGUUGUAUGCUAAAUAUAAUGAAUCCAGGUUAUUGUUGAAUGAAUUAGUUCAAGAAGAAGAAACGGUUAUUAUAAAUGAAGAAAUCAUUGAAGAAUUGGUUGAGAAAUUAGGAUUAACCAAUUUGAAGGAAGAUUUAUUAAAAGCUUAUAAGCAAGAAACCAAAAGAUUAAACAAGGACAUUAAAGUAGAUGAUCAAGUUGAAUAG
This is a messenger RNA of Candida tropicalis MYA-3404, 1077 nucleotides long. RefSeq lists its product as uncharacterized. Lineage: Eukaryota; Fungi; Ascomycota; Pichiomycetes; Serinales; Debaryomycetaceae. Gene Ontology annotation, biological process: potassium ion transport; proton transmembrane transport. Bases 1 to 1077 code for a protein of 358 amino acids. Gene Ontology annotation, cellular component: mitochondrial inner membrane. The record is from RefSeq and is a predicted model, not a curated record. The transcript has a single exon.